AUGUUGGACCUUCUCACCGGCGUGCAUGGGCUUGAAGUAGUCCUUGCUGUCGUUGCUAUAAGCUUGGCGCUCAGAACUUACUUUGCCAAACAGAACAGUGAUAAACUACCGCCAGGUCCACCUUUACUCCCAAUCCUAGGCAGUGCACUGGCGGUUGAUAUUAGUGCCCCUUGGCUAACCUACAAGGCAUGGGGCAGCCAAUACGGUGACGUAGUAUAUACUCGCCUUUUUGGUCAGGAUAACAUCAUUAUCAACUCUGAGCAAGUUGCAAGAGACCUCCUUGAGCAUCGCUCACAAAACUACUCCGACCGACCAGAAAUCGCAACCAAUGAACUAUUUGGCAUUGACUAUACUACCGCCUUCAUGCGAUACGGUAGUAGAUGGCGGCUUCAACGCAAAAUUGUACAUCAGUCAUUCCGACAAGAUGCUAUUCCUCAUUUUCAACCCAUGCAAGUAACGAAAAGCUAUGACCUUUUAUUGAACCUCAUGGAGGAUCCUUCGGACUAUCACGAACAUUUCGAAGCCCAUUCAGGUUCAAUCAUCAUGUCUGCCGUGUACUCGUAUGAUGCAGCACGACGUCAUGACCACAUGAUUGAGCGCGCAACCAUGGGUCUGGAUAUCAUCCUGAAAGAAAUGAGACCCGAAGUAGCUGCCAUUUUUAGUGCUUAUCCUUUCCUUCUCCGCCUCCCCUCUUGGCUGCCUGGUAUGCGCCUCAAGAGAAUUUCACCAUUAGCCAAGCAAUUGUCCUUGGAGAAUUUGGAAAAUCCAUUUGCAUACACGGAGCGUGGUCUGGCCACUGGAUCCAUUUCUCCUUGUAUGGUUGCUGAACAUUUGGCGGAGCUUGAUGACAGCUACGAUAAUUUUGCCUGGCAGAAGAAAGCGAUAAAGGAAUCUGCGGCAACGGCUUUCGGAGCUGGCACUGAGACGACAGCCAGUGUAUUGUUGAAUUUCACGCUGUUGAUGAUCCUGCACCCAGAUAUACAACAGAAAGCGCAAAAACUUGUUGAUAGUGUGGUUGGCCCAAAGAGACUGCCGACAUUCCACGAUCGUCCAUCCUUGCCCUACAUUGAUGCCAUUAUACGGGAGUGCAUGCGGUGGCGCCCAGUUUUCCCCCUUGCGAUUAUGCAUGCUACUGUCGAAAGCGACAUUUACCAAGGCUAUUACAUACCCAAAGGUGUGCGAGCUUCUUCUCAUCCCGGGGUCCAUGUUCAUUCGCAGCACAGGGCGAUGUGCCAUAACGAAGAUAAAUACCCAAAUCCGUCCGAAUUCAAUCCUGACCGUUUCCUGAACGCAGACGGCACUCUGACAGACGAUACUGUGAGUUUUGUGUGGGGAUUUGGCCGACGAAUAUGCCCUGGUCGCCAUCUUGCCGAAGCUUCUAUAUGGUCUGCCAUGGUCUGUAUGCUUGCGGUUUUCAAUUUUUCCAGGGCCAAAGACGAGACUGGCAAAGAGAUUGAGAUCGAGCCACACUGGCAUGGAGGGCUUACUGUGCGACCUAAGUCAUUCCCUUGUAGUAUCACUCCGCGAAAUGCGGACAUGGAUAUCACGGCCUUGCAGCAUUUGAUCGGGGUAUCUGUUUAG
Suillus bovinus is the source of this 1581-nucleotide messenger RNA. RefSeq names its product cytochrome P450. The transcript has 11 exons. NCBI's taxonomy places the organism in Eukaryota, Fungi, Basidiomycota, Agaricomycetes, Boletales, Suillaceae. The record is from RefSeq and is a predicted model, not a curated record. The coding region runs from base 1 to 1581 and encodes 526 amino acids. Gene Ontology annotation, molecular function: oxidoreductase activity, acting on paired donors, with incorporation or reduction of molecular oxygen; heme binding; monooxygenase activity.